Molecule: messenger RNA, 1008 nt
Organism: Cercopithifilaria johnstoni
Lineage: Eukaryota; Metazoa; Nematoda; Chromadorea; Rhabditida; Onchocercidae
Source: the annotation of a GenBank genome assembly
AUGAUUACAGAUCCGGAAGAAUGUGGCACUAGCUCCAAUAUGACCGGAAAAAUUCAAUUUAAAAUAAUGGGCGGAGAAAAUGCCUCACCAGGAGAGAUGUCAUGGGCUGUAGCAUUAUUUCAUGGUCGAGUAUAUUUGUGUACGGGAACAUUGAUAUCACGAAAGCACGUUAUCACAGCUGCGCAUUGUUUUAAAAAGCUUUUCAUUACGAAGCCAUGCAACAUAUCUUUUGGUUAUCACCAAGAAGAAGCUCUUAAAAAGUAUAGUAUUUUAUAUGGCAGUAACUGUAUACAACAAAGGGAUGAAAAUUUUUGUAACGAUGCGCCAGAAAUGAAAACGAGAAAAAUCAUUAGAGCGCAAUAUGGACGAUUUUUUAAUGAGGAAUGCCGAAUGGCAGAUUUUGCACUACUAGAAUUGGAUGAAAUAAUUGAAGAACCGCUAACUAAUUAUAUUUGCCUGUGGCAUCGAAAUAUUGUCAGAGAAGUCGAUCAAAUAAGAUUAACUGGUUAUGGUUGGGGUUCAAUUCUAACAUAUGAUGAAGAAAAACCAGCAAACAAUUUACAAUUAGUCAAUUUUCCAAAAACAAUGAAUCGACUGAGAUGUUUGCAAAUAUCAAAAACAAAAGAUGCGAUAUGUGCAGUGGAAAGUAGCGAAGCAAGUACAUGUCAGGGUGAUAGUGGAGGAGGUUUAGCUGUGCUCGGAUCAACCGGUCAGUGGUCACUACUUGGUGUGCUCUCCCAUGGAACGGAUUGCAAGCAAUUACGACGAGGUGAACCACCGCGAGCUCUAGUAUAUACUGAUAUUUCUCUUUAUGCUAUGGAUAUUGAUGUAUUUACCGGUUAUGAUAGCGUCCUCCGACGUUUAUACCUUAAAAACUUCGCUAUUCAAAGAAUGACUAAUAUUCUUAACAACCUCAUGACUAAUAUUCUUAACAACCUCAUGACAUAUUGCCAUUCGAACGGUGGAAGCGAAUUUUUGCACAAAGUCCGUGUCAAAGCUAUUGUGUGA